UAGCGGAGCGCAGGCCGCAGUGAUUUGGUAGCCGCUGCAGUAGGAGGAAGGACCGCGGUUCUACCCUUCUAUCUUUCAGUUUCGCCUCGAAAAUCUCUCGGCUGUUCCUCUUGGUAGCGAUCAGUUAUUUGAGUAUACCGUAACGGCGUUCUAUGAUACAUAAGUUAUAGUAUUACCACCGGACACUGAUAUCAAUCGCCAUUUUAAUCGCACGUUUUCCCUGACAGAAGCGCUAGCACAACAAUGGCUCUGAAAAGAAUUCACAAGGAGUUAAAUGACUUGGCACGGGACCCACCAGCCCAGUGUUCUGCAGGACCAGUAGGAGAUGACAUGUUUCACUGGCAAGCCACAAUAAUGGGACCUAAUGACAGUCCUUACCAGAGCGGGGUUUUCUUCUUGACCAUACACUUCCCCACAGACUACCCCUUCAAACCGCCAAAGGUUGCAUUUACCACAAGAAUCUACCACCCAAAUAUCAACAGCAACGGCAGCAUUUGUCUUGACAUCCUGCGAUCACAGUGGUCUCCAGCUCUCACCAUCUCCAAAGUCCUCCUGUCCAUCUGCUCUCUGCUGUGUGAUCCAAACCCGGAUGACCCCUUAGUACCCGAGAUCGCCCGCAUCUACAAGACGGACAGGGAAAAGUACAACAAAAUAGCUCGGGAAUGGACACAAAAGUAUGCAAUGUAGUGUUGGGGUAGAAUCAUGGCCAACCACCUCUACGACAUAAGGUUAGGGGAGCUUCAGAUGUAAAGAGAAAACAAACAAAAAACCAUACAAACAAAUGAAAAGUUUAAAACAAGAACUUGUUGGUUUCCAUUGGAGUGCUUUCUUUGAGCCACGCCUCCCCUUCACCAGAGUACCUGUAAAACUCCCUCUGCCCCCCCACCCCACCCUUCCCACAUUCACUCUCCCCUUCCCCACUCUUUGUUUGACUGAACUGCCCUCCCUCUAGUGUACAUAUUAUGACCUUACAAAACCAACACCCAUCUUUCCCUUCUCCUCUUUCAUCCUCCCCCCUGUGACCUCUGACCCCUCCUCCUCUCCUGACCUCUGUAUUCCGUUACAUUUAGUCACCACGCAGGUCGGGCUGUCUCAGUCCCCCUCCACCACAAACUGCCCCAUUUUCCUGAUCCUCUACUCCAGACUUUAAUCACUUUAAGCAUUCCUGUAGAUCUGUAAAAUCUCGAGGGGACCUUUUUGUUUUCUUUAUUUUCCUGUUUUUAGGGGUGAGGGGGACAAUAAGAUGGAGGGAUUUUUACACUCUGCUCCUUUUCUUGUUUUGCUGUCCUUAUAAUUCCCAUCUGUAGAGGUGACAAUUCAAGAAAGCAGUUUUUCACACGAGACUGAAGGGCACUCUGUAUUUUAUACAAUGAAUACUUAAAAGAAAUCAUUGCAGGCUAUGUCAGAAGGAAAAAAUGCACAUGGCUGAUUUAGGUCUUCUGUUGGAAUCUAUGAAAGGACUUGAAUUUAUCCCCACACCUCCUGCUCCUCACUCUCCCCACCCAAUUUCCCUUUUACCCCACCUUACCCCAGUUGACUCCUUUGUACACACACAUAAACACACAUGCACGCACAACUAUAACCCCAUGUCACCCCACCUCUACCAACACCUUUUCUUUAUUCACAAAGUGGAGGUUCUGGACCAGGUAUUUAAGCAAUUUAUUUUUCUUAGUUUAACCUGUGUUUUUAUCCCCCCCUCCCCAUAACUCUUUAGGUUGCUUUUCUUUUUUUUUUUUUGUUUUUUUUUUUCCUUUUUUUUUUGUUUUGUUUUGUUUUUUUUGGCUAUUGUUAAAUUUAGAGGCUAACAUCUUAAAUGGCUAUGGGACUGGCUUGGGCUCUGGGUGCGAGGAGAACCCACUCUUCUUGCACAAACCUCUGUAUAUUGAAUUACCUGAGAGGCUCGUUGAGCUUUGUGUGUUGAUUAAACUGUGUAAUAAAACCCCCCGA
Molecule: messenger RNA, 1947 nt
Organism: Sphaeramia orbicularis (orbiculate cardinalfish)
Lineage: Eukaryota; Metazoa; Chordata; Actinopteri; Kurtiformes; Apogonidae
Gene: ube2d2
Product: ubiquitin-conjugating enzyme E2D 2 (UBC4/5 homolog, yeast)
Exons: 7
Coding region: 244-687 (147 amino acids)
Source: RefSeq, a predicted model, not a curated record